Molecule: messenger RNA, 1265 nt
Organism: Mugil cephalus (flathead mullet)
Lineage: Eukaryota; Metazoa; Chordata; Actinopteri; Mugiliformes; Mugilidae
Product: Galectin-related protein A-like
Exons: 4
Coding region: 88-525 (145 amino acids)
Molecular function (GO): carbohydrate binding
Source: RefSeq, a predicted model, not a curated record
UUUGCCAGCUGGAGGCAGAGUCGAUCAGUCCUUCCUCAGUUGGCAUCGCGGCUCGAAACCUUCACACUGCAUCACGCCCCGAGUGGAAUGGAAGAAACGGACAAGAAAGAAAAUGGGGAGUAUACCGGAGAAAUAAAAGGUGGGAUGCGGCCUUCAAUGAAACUAGUUGUUAUGGGUAUUGUUAACAAAAAGCCCAAAAGCAUCGAGGUGACUGUGUCCAGCAAACCUCAGGAGGAGGACGCGGAGGCCGACGUGGGUCUGCAGCUGAAGGUCAGCUUCACGGAUAAGGCCGUCCAACGCAACGCCCGCUUGGCUGGAAAGUGGGGUCCAGCGGAGAACACGCUCUCCUUUUUCCCUUUCGCACCUGGAGAACCCUUCAAGAUGGAGAUCGUCUGUGAGCACCAGCAGUUCCGUAUCCUGGUGGACGGGCAGCCUCUGUGCGGCUUCUCCCACCGCCUCUCCCCCCUCGCCUCCCUCACUGCCUUACGAGUCUUCGGCGACCUGCAGCUCACCAAGGUGGCCUAACGUCAGGGCCUCGCCCCCACCGGUGGCCGGCACCAGGAGAUUAGAAUAGAUCUACUUUUUUCUUUCUUUCUUUCUUUUUUUUUUGUUUUUUAAGUGAACAAAUGAACCCGCCGUGGGGGAUGUUGUGUUUCCAUUUUCAAACAGUUACACCUGCCUCGUAAUCAUGUGAUAAGACAAAGUGCCUUCACUAAGAUUACCUGUCCGGGGACUUGAAGAUACUGACUGAAUGUAACGGUCGUCAUCGAUGUCUUAAAUCAAAAGAGGAAUGUGAUUUGAACUGAAGCUAUAAUAACUUUCUCUGAUGCGUCACUAUAAGAACAUAAAUAAGUACAAGUGCCGCCUCAGCCUUUGUGAUUUAAAAAAAUAGUUUUCAGAUCUUGGAAAUCUCUGGGGUUAACCUUUGAAAGCACUUAUGUUUACGAGCGCCUGCAUGAAGGUGAAUGUUUCCGGACUCGAUUCCAUAGCAGAGGUGGUCAGCGUGCGGCCGACUAAGAACUGUAACAGGUGUAAUAAUGUAAAACAGUUUAAAUACAGUAGUGCAUGCCAGUGUGUUUGAUUUCUGACAGUGUGUGGGAAGCGUUAGAUCACUUUGUUAUUGCGCCACCAUUAGCUUCGGCUUACAUAUAAAAAAAAAAAAAAAAAACGCCCAGCGGUUUGUGUACUUUUCAUUUACCACUAGCACUUUUUAUGUGAAUGUUUCAUAUCUGACUUUACUUCACUGCAAUAAAUACUCACUUUUA